This is a messenger RNA of Myotis brandtii (Brandt's bat), 1529 nucleotides long. RefSeq names its product delta-like protein 4. NCBI's taxonomy places the organism in Eukaryota, Metazoa, Chordata, Mammalia, Chiroptera, Vespertilionidae. The record is from RefSeq and is a predicted model, not a curated record. The transcript has 2 exons. Gene Ontology annotation, cellular component: membrane. The coding region runs from base 931 to 1401 and encodes 156 amino acids. Gene Ontology annotation, biological process: multicellular organism development; Notch signaling pathway.
UUUGACGUUUGGCCCGAAUCCAGGCGGUGAGCGGCCACAGAGAGGGUCAAUGCUCCCGCUGGUUUCCUCGCUGCGCCCGGGAGGCGUGGUGGGUGGGCGCUCCCGGGUUGAGGCCCGAUCAGGUGAGGGCUCCAGAAGCUCCAUGAAGAAGCAGGAAAUAGGAGUCCCUUAGCUCUGGUUUCGCUUUCCGGACAUAAGUUCUUUUUACCUGCAGCAGGUGACUAGCGCUGGCCGCGGGACUCCCCCGCGUCUCCGCCCCCACUCCCGUUCCGGAAUCACUCGCUCACCUCUCGUCCCAUUCACCCCGGCCCUCCUCCUACUCUCCCACCGCCCGGGUCUCCGCGCUGAACUCCGUGAUUGCGGAGAACUGGUCUCUCGGCACGCGCGGAGCUGGGGGACCCAGGGGCUAAGAACAGCGCGGAUGGGCGGGGACCUGUGCCUGACUGGCUGGCGAGGAGGGGGAAUGGCGGGGGCGGAGGCCCCCUCCCGGCGGCGCUGAGGCUGUAGCAGUUAGAGGCCGGGAGGGGAGGGGAGGGGAGAGUGACAGGGAAAGAGGAGAGGAGCCAAUGUAUAUAAGGAAGGCUCCCGAGCGCGCAGGUUUCAGUAGCGGCGCUGAGCGCAGGCUGGGAUCUCGAGGCCGAGAGCGGCAGCUCCAGCCGCCUCAGAGCAGAGGACGCGGGCACUAGCCGGCUUGCAGCCCCAGGAUUAGCCAGAGGACACAUCCUCAACGCGGCCGCCGCCCAGCCGUCCUCACCUGGAUAACCUACCGCGGCAAUUUGAGCGGACCUAGCGGGGAGCCGAGGCAGGAGGAAGACUCCGAGCGGAGCCUGGCUUUUCAGAGACUCCUCCGCGGGUGGACGCACGGGGAGGCGGCGUCCCGAACCAAGCCAGCUUCAGGGCGGGCGGGUGGAGAGAGCGACGCCCCAGGGAAUGGCAGCCGCCUCCAGUAGCGCGUCUGGUUGGGCGCUACUGUUGCUGGUGGCACUUUGUCAGCAGCGCGCGGCCGGCUCCGGAGUCUUCCAGCUGCAGCUGCAGGAGUUUGCCAACGAGAGAGGCUUACUGGCCAGCGGGCUGCCCUGCGAACCCGGCUGCCGGACCUUCUUCCGCGUCUGCCUGAAGCAUUUCCAAGCGGUCGUCUCGCCGGGGCCGUGCACCUUCGGCAGCGUCUCCACACCUGUGUUGGGCACCAACUCCUUCGUGGUCCGGGACGACAGUAGCGGCGGAGGACGCAACCCUCUCCAGUUGCCUUUCAAUUUCACCUGGCCGGUGAGCACAGCCUGGGCGCACUGGGAGGUCACGAAAACCAAGAGGUGGCGGGGGCGGGGGGUCCCUGAGACCAAAGCCUUCUCCCCAGAUUUCCUUGCUCCCCUACGAAACAAAACAAGAGGCGGUCUCUUCUGAUCCUUUCUUUCGACUCUCUCCUGGGACCUCAUCCUUUGAAAGGCUCUCCCCAGUCUCCCUUUCCCAGUUCUACACCCUCUCUUCUCCCUGUUCUUGGGAUAUGAUUUUUAUCAUCCUCGUGCGUCCCC